CGUCCCGGACUCCUCGCGGACUGCAGCGGCGCCCGAGCCGUGCGUCCCCGCGCGCCGGCGCCCUGCCCUCCCUCCAUGGCGUUUAUCCGGAAGAAGCGGCGGGAGCAGCAGCUGCAGCUCUACUCCAAGGAGAGAUUUUCCUUGCUCCUACUUAACUUGGAGGAAUACUACUUUGAACAACAUACAGCUAAUCAUAUUCAGAACAAGGGUGGUCACCACGAAAGGAAAAUCAGAGGCUCCUUAAAAAUAUGUUCAAAAUCAGUUAUUUUUGAACCAGAUGCAAUGUCCCAGCCCAUCAUUAAGAUUCCUUUGAGAGAUUGUAUAAAAAUAGGAAAACAUGAAGAAAAUGGAUCCAGUAGACACUUUACAAAGGCAAAAUCUGGGGCGAUUUCACUCCUUUUCAGUCAGGUAUAUUUCAUUAAAGAACACAAUAUUGUUGCGCCGUAUAAAAUAGAAAGGGGCACAAUGGAGUAUGUUUUUGAAUUGGAUGUUUCAGGGAAAGUGGAAGAUGUCGUGGAAACGUUGCUUCAGCUUCACAGAGCGUCCUGCCUUGACAAACUUGGGGACCAAACUGCUAUGAUAACCGCUAUUUUGCAGUCGCGUUUGGCUAGGACAUCAUUUGACAAGAACAGAUUCCAGAGCGUUUCUGAAAAGCUGCACAUGGAAUGCCAGGCAGAAAUGGUGACCCCGCUGGUGACGAACCCUGGACACGUGUGCAUCACGGACACAAACCUGUACUUCCAGCCUCUCAACGGCCACCCGAAACCCGUGGUGCAGAUAACACUCCAGGAUGUCCGCCGCAUUUACAAGAGGAGACAUGGCCUCAUGCCUUUGGGCUUGGAAGUGUUUUGCACCGAAGAUGACCUCUGUUCUGACAUCUACCUGAAGUUCUAUGAACCUCAAGACAGAGAUGACCUCUAUUUUUAUAUUGCCACGUAUCUAGAGCACCACGUCGCGGAGCGCACGGCCGAAAGCUACACCCUGCAGUGGCAGCGCGGGCACCUCUCCAACUACCAGUACCUCCUGCACCUCAACAACCUGGCCGACCGCAGCUGCAACGACCUCUCUCAGUACCCGGUGUUUCCGUGGAUAAUAAACGAUUACUGCAGCGCAGAACUGGAUUUGUCCAAUCCAGGAACGUUCCGGGAUCUCAGCAGGCCAGUAGGGGCUCUAAACAAGGAACGGCUGGAAAGACUUCUGAGCCGCUACCAGGAAAUGCCAGAGCCAAAGUUCAUGUACGGCAGUCACUACUCUUCUCCGGGCUACGUGCUGUUUUACCUUGUUAGGAUCGCACCAGAGUACAUGCUGUGCCUGCAGAACGGAAGGUUUGAUAAUGCAGACAGAAUGUUCAACAGUAUUGCAGAAACUUGGAAAAACUGUUUGGAUGGUGCCACAGACUUUAAAGAGUUGAUUCCAGAAUUCUAUGGCGAUGAUGUCAGCUUUUUAGUUAAUAGUCUGAAGUUGGAUCUGGGCAAGAGACAAGGAGGGCAGAUGGUGGAUGACGUUGAACUUCCGCCCUGGGCACGGAGUCCCGAGGACUUUCUCCAGAAGAGCAAAGAGGCGUUGGAAAGCGGUUACGUGUCAGAACACCUUCAUGAGUGGAUCGAUCUAAUAUUUGGCUACAAGCAAAAAGGCACCGAUGCUGUUGGGGCCCAUAACGUAUUUCAUCCGCUGACCUACGAAGGAGGUGUAGACUUGAACAGCAUCGAGGACCCUGAUGAGAAAGUGGCCAUGCUAACCCAAAUCUUGGAAUUUGGGCAGACGCCAAAACAGCUCUUUGUGACGCCCCAUCCUCGACGGAUCACCCCAAAGUGUAAAAGUUUCUCCCAGACCUGCGGUCAUAAUGCUCCCCUAGUGGAUUCUCCAGUCUCUCCAGGUGAAGAGUCUUUUGAGGACCUGACCGAAGAAAGCAAAACACUGGCCUGGAAUAACAUCACCAAACUGCAGUUACACGAGCGAUAUAAAAUCCACAAAGAGGCGGUUACUGGAAUCGCAGUGUCUGGCAACGGCUCGUCCGUCUUCACCACGUCGCAAGACUCCACCCUGAAGAUGUUUUCUAAGGAAUCCAAAAUGCUACAAAGAAGUAUAUCAUUUUCAAAUAUGGCUUUAUCAUCUUGUUUGCUUUUGCCAGGAGACGCCACGGUCAUCAGUUCUUCGUGGGACAACAAUGUCUAUUUUUAUUCUAUAGCAUUUGGAAGACGCCAGGACACGUUAAUGGGACACGACGAUGCCGUUAGUAAGAUCUGUUGGCAUGACAACCGGCUGUAUUCUGCAUCGUGGGACUCCACAGUGAAGGUGUGGUCCGGGGUUCCUGCAGAAACGACAUGCCCCAAAAGACACCGGUUUGACAUGCUGGCCGAGCUGGAACACGACGUCAGUGUAGAUACAAUUAGCCUAAAUGCUGCAGGUACGAUGUUGGUCUCAGGCACCAGAGAAGGCACAGUGAGUAUCUGGGACCUCACCACGGCCACCAUACUGCACCAGAUCCCGUGCCAUUCGGGGACCAUACGUGAUGCUGCUUUUAGCCCAGACAGUCGCCACGUCCUCAGCACAGGUGCAGAUGGCUGUCUAAACGUCAUAGAUGUGCAGACGGGAAUGCUCAUCUCCUCUAUGACUUCAGACGAGCCCCAGAGGUGCUUCAUCUGGGACGGAAAUUCUGUUUUGUCUGGAAGUCAGUCUGGUGAACUGCUUGUUUGGGACCUCCUCGGAGGAAAGCUCAGUGAGAGAAUACAGGGCCACGCAGGUGCUGUGACAUGUAUAUGGAUGAAUGAACAGUGUAGCAGUAUCAUCACAGGAGGGGAAGACAGACAAAUUAUGUUCUGGAAAUUGCAGUAUUAAGUGCCUUUUCCUCUCUUGAAUGUUAAGUCGAACUCUAAUGUAUUUUUAAACCAAACUUUGAAAUCAACUGGUGAAUGUGCAAUGAUGGUAUUCGAAGUUUUACCACACGAGGUAUUUGUGGUUUUAAACUUCCAAAAUCAUGGUGACUUCGUUGAAAGCCAUUGGUCGCCAUCCUCUAAGGCGGACAAAACGUGGUGGUGGUGGUAGGGAGAAAACAUUACAUCUGUAAGGCAGGUGUUCGUCCCGGGGUGCUGAUGGUCAGACGGCAGGUUUGAGUGGCAAAGAAAAGUAGCUAAGAGAUACAAAACAGAGUUGGGAAAACUUCCAAAAAAACGCCGAGCAGCUCAGAAUUUUCCAAGAAAACGUGCAGUAUUCUCUGCUACUGCUGAGUCACGCUGUUUUGUCUUCCUUACCUACGAAAUUGCUGCCCAUUGGGUCCUUGGGUAUGUGUUUUCAUGGAGUGGUUUACUUUGUAUAACCUACUGUUCUCAGAUUCUAAGAACCUGGGGAAGGAUCAGCAAUUCUUGUAACAGUAAGUUUACUGUGUACAGGACGGUUUAUUUCAUUAUAGCUAUUAAAUGCUCAUCUUUUCUACAUUAAAAAUAUUUUUCUGUAAUGAAAGCUGUUUUCAUUUUCUUAAGUGAUUUAUCACCAAGGCUAGUGCCCUUUACGAACUUCAAGUAUUGGUCCUUCUAGAAAACCAUACUUAGUGAUGAGAAUGUCCUUCUUAUAUUUUUGGAACUGUCUUCAGAUAGUCCAAAUCCAGAGAACAAAACAAGGUAAAGUAAACGGGGAAAUGUUGUUUGGUUUGCUUUUCUAAAUCUCAAGGUAAGAUGUUAAACAGUACUGAUUUGCCUUUAUGUUAAAACUCUUCUAUGAUAUUUAAAAACAUUGUUAGGUCUUAUAGGCCGUAUCACAUGGGGGGAGAACUUGACCAGGGUAACAAGUGUCAUUAAACAUGACUCAGUCUCAGGUUUGCAAGGAGCCUCAGUGGCUUCCUGUUGCUCUGCCUGGAUGUGCACACCGGCCCUCUGAGGUUCGGAGGCGGAAGCACUUCUGACAGACGCUCCUCCUCCUCUGUCAGCACAGAGGGCUCUUCUCAGGGCCCGUGGACGUCAGCUGCUCCGGGAGACAACCCCACGGGCCUGUUUUCUAAGUCAUGCGCAAGUUUGGUGAAAUCCACGGACAGUUUCCAAAUGAUGCAAUAAAUAGGCUAAAAGUUAACUUUAUUUAUACAUAUUUAAUUAAAACGGAAUAGGCAUAAACCAAAACAAAAAACAAAAAAAUGAGGGUAAUGUGUCAUAUGCCACUUGGUUUGUAGGGAGGGGUCAGGAAAUGGAACAAAUUACCUGGAAGACAUCCUAAGGCCAUCCCGAAGUAGCUAGGUUACAUAAUGUUAGAGUAAAUGACAAAAUUAGAUACUAUUCCACUUAAUCUACAAAUGAAAAAA
Lynx canadensis (Canada lynx) is the source of this 4288-nucleotide messenger RNA. RefSeq names its product neutral sphingomyelinase activation associated factor (gene NSMAF). The coding region runs from base 76 to 2838 and encodes 920 amino acids. NCBI's taxonomy places the organism in Eukaryota, Metazoa, Chordata, Mammalia, Carnivora, Felidae. The transcript has 31 exons. The record is from RefSeq and is a predicted model, not a curated record. Gene Ontology annotation, molecular function: protein binding.